AUGCCUACACUUAAACAACAAUAUCUCGUUCAGCACGAGAGCGAUGCUCCUCCACCAAGUUACGAUGCUGUAACUCGCUCCAUCGACCCAAUGGGUGCACCUCAGACAGCUCUCGUACCUCCCAUGUCGACCGUUGCUAUCUCCUCAUCCUCUCAGAGCAAUAGCAGCUCAUUCAAACCCAUCGUCAUUCCCCAAACAUCCAAAUCCUUCCGCAGCGCAUUCUUCUCCCCCUUCUCCAGAGCCUGGGCCCCAUCCCUGACCUCUAAAGACAUCACACCAGACCAAUUCCUAACCUUCAUCGACGGCCUCAACGAAGCGUUCGUUGCCGCCCCGGCCUUCCAAAUCGUCACCAUGAUCGGCGGAAUCAUGACCUUCGCGCCGCACCCCAUAAACUACGCUGGCAUUGGACUGCAAGUCGGCACCGGGCUCGCAUCUUCUGCCACGAGCUGGGUGCGCGCCCGAGCAUUUGUCAAGCAUGCCAACACCACGAUCUGGGAGCCAAGGGGGUUGAAGGUCAAGGUGCUGAAGACGAAGAAGAUGAUGGCUGUGGUCGGGGAGGUGGGCGAGGUGUUGAAUCUGCCGCCGAUGGUGGAGAUGGAUGCUGCGUCUUUGACAAGGGCGGAGUGGGAUAGUGAGGAGAAUGAUCCGAGAAUGAGGAGGAUGCGAGCGCUUGGUGAUAGGGUGGCGGAAUUGCAGUUCAAGAACCUCCCACCGCCGGCGGAGAUGUCUAAUUGGUGGAAGAGGAUGGGGAGUAAGCAAGCGCAGAAACGGGACGAGAAGACGCAGGGCAGGUUGAUGAAAAAGAGGGAAAAAGCUUGGGAGGAAAUGGAAAAGGAGGGUGGGAAGGAGUACAAAAGAGCGAGGAAAUAUGAUAAAGAAAUCAGAGAGAUUGAGGAAGAAAAGGCUGAAGAGAUUGGAAAGGCAGAGAAGAAAUUAAGUGGACGGAGAGGAGCUGACCCCGAAAAGAGGGAUAAAGUCGAGGGGGAUUUGCAGAAGGAGUUGAGAAAGCUGGAUCAUGAUCUAGAAAAAGUGUUGAGGAAGAAAGAGAAGAAGGUUGGCCAUCGGGAGAUGGAGCAAGAUGUGCAUAUAAGUGGGAAGGGACAGAGAGAGUUGAGGAAGGUUGACGCCAAGGAAGGCAAAGUCGCUCAGAAGAUAUAUUGGAUUGUGAUAGACAAAGCUGAGACGCUUGACAAGGAAUUUGGGGCUGAGGAAGAUGUUGAAAGCUUGGAAGAGUAG
Molecule: messenger RNA, 1236 nt
Organism: Mollisia scopiformis
Lineage: Eukaryota; Fungi; Ascomycota; Leotiomycetes; Helotiales; Mollisiaceae
Exons: 2
Coding region: 1-1236 (411 amino acids)
Source: RefSeq, a predicted model, not a curated record